This is a messenger RNA of Leptidea sinapis, 2115 nucleotides long. RefSeq names its product KIF-binding protein-like. The coding region runs from base 112 to 1905 and encodes 597 amino acids. NCBI's taxonomy places the organism in Eukaryota, Metazoa, Arthropoda, Insecta, Lepidoptera, Pieridae. The transcript is spliced from 2 exons. The record is from RefSeq and is a predicted model, not a curated record.
ACGACGAACCUACUUUAUUUAUAUUUGAAUCAUAUUUUUCAUAUAUUUUUUUUUAAUAUUCCGUAUUUUGAAAUUCAUUUUCAUCUUGACCCAUUAUAAUUUAUAAUUGAAAUGAUUGUAACAGCAGAUAAUAUGACUGCUAAAGAAGUUAUUAAUGAUUUUAAAGAGAACUAUGGUAAGGUAAGAAAACUCUUAGACGAAGACAGCAAGAAUGACCCACCAAAUGAGCCUUAUUUUUCGAAAUACAAAGCAAAAGACCUUCUAAAAAGCAUUUAUGAUGGCUUAAAAUCGGUAAAUUAUUCCGAGUGUAACUUAGAUCGCAUUAAGUUGGACGCUAUGAUGGGAGUUGUCUUACUAAAUAUUGGCAUAGUGGAUAUGGAAGUUGAAGAGCUUUCGGCUAGUCUAAAUAUAUUAAAAGAGGCUGAAGAACUUCUAUUACCCAACUCGUGUAAACCUGAGAUUGUCACAACAUUAAUUAACAUUGAAAAUAAUCUUGGUAUACUGUGGUCUAAUCUGGAUGAUCCAGAAAAAGCUAAGUCAUACUUAUUUAAGGCAAGAGAAUUAUAUGAAUCAUUCAAAUGUACUAUGCAAAUGCCUUUGCCCAUUGAACACAUAAUUAAUUACCCAAAUGAUAGUAUAACUGGUGAUAUUAUGUUACUAGAAAAAGCAUACACAUUAACUCUGUACUAUAUGGCACAAGUUUUUGGUGCUCUAAAACAGAACCUAAAAUCUGCAUUAUACUGUCAUGUCACUUUAAAAAGACAACUCCAGUAUGAUGAUUAUGAGCCAAUUGAUUGGGCAUUGAACUCCGCCACCCUCUCCCAGUUUUUUGCUGAACAAAAUGGUUUCUAUCAAUCAAGGCAUCAUUUAGCUGCAGCCUCAACAAUUUUGGACCAAUACGAAGUUAAGUUGCUUGAGAGUGAGACAAAUGAUGAUGCUUAUUUAGCAAAGAAAGAACAGUUUAAGCAUAGAUCCGCUGAUGUGGCUCGGUGCUGGGUUAAAUAUUGUUUGUUUUUAAUGACUACUUCAAAAGUCAGAUUAAUGGAUGACAGCGAGCAUUUAAGUGAAGCUAUCACAGAUAUGUCUAAUAUGCAGAUAGAAGAUAGUGAGAAUAUUUGUGAAGGUGACCUAAAAAAUAUGAUUUUUCCAAAUCUGGAUGUUUCCAAGUAUGAAAACAAAAUAACUGAUAAAUUUCUUCUUACCUUCCAAGAUGCCAGGGAAGUAUUUCUUAAUUGUCAAAGUUGGCUUAAUAAAGCUAAGGAGUAUUAUAAGCUAGACUCUCUGGCAUCAGAUUAUAUUGAGUUAAUACAAGAUAGUUCACAAUCUUAUGCCUAUUUAGCUUUUUUUGAGGAGAAUGAUGAACGACAAGCAAAAAUGCAUAAGCGUAGAAUUGAUAUGCUAGAGGAUUUAAUAAAAGAGAUUAACCCUACAUACUAUCUACAGUACUGCAGGCAAAUUUGGUAUGAACUGGGUGAAGUAUAUUCUGAUAUUCUAAAUAUAAAACUCGAUAAGCUUAAUGAAAGUAAAGAGAAGCCAACACCACAUGCCCUAAACAAAAUAAACACACUAUGUGAAAUGAGUAUAGAAAAUUAUGACAACUUUUUAAAUUCUGUCAAAGAUAAGUUUGGAAAGAUGCCUGCUAAACUUGAAUGUGAUAUAAUUAGACCUGUAAUAAGUGCUUAUGCAUUCAUUGGUAGGAACAGUAUGAAAAGAAUUGCAGUUGACAAGAAUAUGCAACUGGCAAAUGUUAAAAAAAGCUUUGAUGCAUAUCAAGCAGUUGUAGAUAUUUGUAGUAAUGAUGAAGAUGCUGCGAAAAUGAUGCAGGAAGAGUUCAGUCUCUGUCAAGAAAUGGUUAAGAUAUUACCUUUAAAAUUGAAAAAACUUGAGAGUGAUCUUGUGAUGUAAUCUGAUAUUUAUAUUGAUCUCACUAGCUUUAUUGGCACUUCAUAGUAGUAUUUAAAUAACAUUAGAAUUACUCUGUUAUUUGUUCUAAAUGACAUGGUGUUUCAGCUUUUGGCAAUCUAUACCUAAAAAAUGGAAUGACCAUUUGGAAAAAUUGCUACAAAUGUUUUAUGAAGUUUAAAUCAUGAUUAGCUAAUAAAAUAACCACUUACA